This is a messenger RNA of Vollenhovia emeryi, 4607 nucleotides long. It is a transcript of the gene Klc, whose product is annotated as kinesin light chain. Lineage: Eukaryota; Metazoa; Arthropoda; Insecta; Hymenoptera; Formicidae. Gene Ontology annotation, biological process: microtubule-based movement. The transcript has 8 exons. Gene Ontology annotation, cellular component: cytoplasm; membrane-bounded organelle; kinesin complex. The record is from RefSeq and is a predicted model, not a curated record. Bases 287 to 1945 code for a protein of 552 amino acids. Gene Ontology annotation, molecular function: kinesin binding.
CAGUGAGAGACUGAACGCGACCCCGCGCGUGCCGCGUCACCGUAGCGAUCGAAACUGUACACACUGUGUACAUAUAUCCUAUCCCCUACACACACACACACACAUAUAUACGCAUACUUAUGUACAUAUGCGCGCAUAUUUGUACACAAUCUCUAUUUUUGUACCGACGGUAAUUAGAUGACUCCUUUUGUAUCGCGGAAACACGUCCAACGGGAAGAGGAUUCGUUGUAUACAUAGGUACAUGCAUGGUGUAAAGUGGUAGAACCGGCAGAGUCCACCGUUAUCGAUGGGUAGGACGGAUAUGUCAAAAACGCUCAACGCUUAUAGAAUUAAAAAAAUUGAGAACAUAGGCAGAAUGACGGCGAUGACGCAGGAGGAGAUAAUUGCUGGAGCACGGACGAUCGCUCAGGGUCUGGAGGCUCUCCGGGUCGAGCAUGGUGGUCUGCUACAGGGUCUGCAGUCCCAGGACGCGCCAGCCGCUCGGGACAAGGCUAGUCUACUAUCUAAGAUCAUCGAGAUGAUCGACCUGGGCUUAGGCGAGGCGCAGGUAAUGCAGGCGCUGGUGAGUCACCUGCAAAUGGUGGAGGCAGAAAAGCAGAAACUGAGGACGCAGGUGAAGAGGCUGUGCCAGGAGAACGCCUGGCUCAGGGACGAGCUGGCCGGCACGCAACAAAAGUUGCAAGCGAGUGAGCAAGCCGUUGCUCAAUUGGAGGAAGAGAAGAAACAUUUAGAUUUUAUGGCCAGUAUGCGACAAUACGAUCCGGAUCCAUCAACAGAAGAUGAAAAUGCUAAGGAUCGACCGAAGGACGACCCCGUGGUGGAUCUCUUUCCUGAUGACGAUGCGGACGAUCGCAACAGCAAAUCUAUAUCUCCGACUCCGCCGUCACAGUUCGCUCAGCAAGUGAAUGCCGGUUACGAAAUACCUGCACGUCUACGUACCCUACACAACCUGGUGAUCCAGUAUGCGAGUCAAGGCCGUUACGAAGUGGCCGUCCCGCUGUGUAAACAAGCAUUGGAAGAUCUGGAGAAAACUUCUGGCCAUGAUCAUCCCGAUGUGGCAACCAUGCUCAACAUACUUGCUCUCGUAUACCGAGACCAGAACAAAUAUAAAGAAGCUGCGAACCUUUUGAACGACGCUCUGGCGAUUCGAGAGAAAACGUUGGGUGAAAAUCACCCCGCGGUAGCAGCGACGUUGAACAACCUCGCGGUGCUGUAUGGGAAACGAGGGAAGUAUAAGGAGGCUGAACCCCUGUGCAAACGAGCACUGGAGAUCCGCGAGAAGGUACUGGGUCGCGAUCAUCCGGAUGUGGCAAAGCAACUAAACAAUCUGGCACUGCUGUGUCAGAAUCAGGGCAAGUACGAGGAGGUGGAGCGCUACUAUCAGCGUGCACUCGAGAUCUAUGAGGCUAAACUAGGCCCGGACGAUCCAAAUGUUGCUAAAACGAAAAACAAUCUGGCAUCUUGUUACUUGAAGCAAGGAAAGUACAAGGAUGCCGAGGUACUGUACAAGCAGGUGCUCACUAGGGCGCAUGAGAGAGAGUUUGGUGCCAUCGAUGGUGACAACAAGCCUAUUUGGCAGGUGGCUGAAGAGAGAGAAGAGAAUAAGCAUAGGAACAAGGAAAACACACCAUAUGGCGAAUAUGGCGGUUGGCACAAGGCCGCGAAAGUGGAUUCCCCUACUGUCACAACUACCUUAAAGAACCUCGGCGCCCUUUAUCGAAGACAGGGUAAAUACGAAGCUGCAGAGACGCUCGAAGAUUGCGCCAUGAGAUCUCGAAGAGAGCACGUACAACAAGCAUUGGAAUUGGUGAACAAGGCACGAGUGGCACAGCUGCUGGGCGACGAAAAGAGCUCUACCAGACGUGGCUCGCGAUCCAGUCUGGCUAAUAGCGAACAUGAACAAAGUCACGAAGAGGACUGGAAAUACGCCUUUCGCGCGAAGUAAAGAGAACUACUAUUGAUGCGAACUACUAUUAGACUAUAAUCUAAAUGUGCGAAUGAUAAGACGAAAGGAGACUCUGCAUUGACCGAUGAUGACCAUUAUGUCUGGACGUCGUUCACAUACACGGCACACAUUCCAGCUGCUAUUCUCUAACGAAAAACGCACUGUAUGCGAGCUAGCUCAACGUUGCUGCUAGUUUCUCACUCGUAGCUUCAUGCGGUCAAUUUUACUACGGCGCGAAUUACUCUUUGCCAUGCUUCGAAUGUUAAUUUGAAUGAAUCUGAAAGAUAUCGAAUAAUCGAAUCAAAAUCCAAAAGGAUCAUGGUCAUUUGUCUCGUGUACAUCGGUAAAAUAUUGUGUGUACAUAUUAUUUAUUUAUUUCGGCAUUUUCUUCGAUAACAUUAUGAUGUGUUGUCUCUCUAGCCGGAGCUAGAGCUGAUCAGAAUCAAGUUAUAUAUUUGCACAUCAUUUGGUAUAAAUGUACUCCUACCCGGUUGCUCUUUACAUCGAUUAUUUUACUCAUUCGUGUAAUCAUCAAUACUCAUUUAUGCAUCAUACAUUUAUUAUUUGUAUUCGGCGUACGUACAUUUUUCAGGUAAAAUCCAUGUUUCUUUUCACCACGGUAAUUGAAGAAGUUUCUUAUACAAGGUAUCUUAAAAAUAAUUUUUUAAAUCUAAAUUUCAAGGAAUAAAUCUUUCGAAAAGAACUAUGGAAUUCUCUAGAUAACGUUUUUGUGUUCCUAAUGGUACAAAAAUUGUGUUUUUGCAAAUCGAAAUAUAAACUUGUGAAUAUCUGAGUAUACAUUUUUCAAUUUGUCAUAGAAGGAUUAUCGUUAACGACUUACAGCAAUGUUGCAGCCAAAAUUGUGAGCAUAAAAAUUGUUUAUUUCUUUAUCGAGCAGCUAUAAUAAUAAAAAAAGAUAAUAAAGACAUUCAAUUAAUUUAAGUAGGUUUACAUACAUGAUGCAUUCUUUUGCGUUGAAUUGCAUGCGAGCUAGUAAUGUGUGCAUAAUGCGUGUUUCUCAUAAUUUGCUAGCUUGUACGGAAUUUUAACGAAGAAAAAUGCACUUUCUGCCUAUACAGUUGUAGAUUAGAUGGUUGCAAUCUUUUUGUUUUUGAUGAAUUUCGGUACGCGUCAAAUCCUUGAGAUCGUCUUCGCGACUUUGACACGUUCCACAGUUCAUUAAGAAAACGAAUUUCAUAACUUUUCCGUCCGCAAGUGUACGCGUAGUUGGCAUCAAAAAGACUGAUAUUUUAAAUUACAGCAUUUGAUAUUCAACAGGAAAAUGUUUUCUUUGGGAAUGAAAGUACUGAUAGAACAUAAAAAUUUUAUAUUGAAGUUUUUUAUUUAGCAACAAUUCGUUGCCUUUUCAUCUUUGCAACUUGUAUCAUUGCGUGACUCAAAUCAACUUCGAUUAACAUUGCUUCGAGUUGAGAGACAGAGGAGCGGAAAACGUAGGUCUAAGCCAAAUUCUAAUUGUUAAAUUAUAUACAAAUAUAGCUUGAUAAAUGUAUAUAUUUUUCGCGUUUAGUUAUGUAAAAAUGUAUUUGAAAUAUAUUUGAUCUAAAUGUUGUUGAAAGUUAUAUCAGUAGAAAAAUACUAAUAGAAUAGAAAAAUGUUUCCCUUUCCUUUUUCUCAAAUGUAUUUUGAAAGUCGUGAAAAGAAACUUAAAACUUAGUCUUUUUAAUGCCAACUGCACACUUACGAGUUUUAAACAUCAAAAUAAAACUUAGUUUGUAACAUAUCACUUCUCUUUAUUAUUAUGUGUCUUGUUAUUCUUCGGUCUCUAUCAAUUUGAGAAAUAAAUAAUUUACAAUCUUUUUUUUAAUUUUAAGCGAGAAAAUUAUGUUAGUGUCUUACACUAUUUAUUGUUUUGUGUUUUUGUUGAAAUUUCGAAAUGCACGAAAGAAGUUAAGCAGCAAGCAAAUUGACGAAUUAUAACUUUCUUAGACUUAUCAUUCAAUUUCCUAUUCUCGAAAAUAUUCGACUACGCAUUAUACAAAACACUGUAAAAUAAUGGAAACUAUAUACAUGAUCGACACUACGCAAUAUUUUAUGGCUUCAAUAUCGGGUUUACACAUUUAAUUCACAAGUCUCGUAAUCUAAUGCGAGAGAAAAGAAAAAUAUCGAAUGUUUACUUACUUGAAAAACUUAAUCUUUUUAUUAAAAAACUUUUACCUAUUUGUUUAUCACUUUCAAUGUUCUACAUUUCACUUUGUCUUCAUGUCUAUGAUAGUUCCAAUUUGUGUGCCUGAGAGCUGAAGGGCCUAAAUUUUCUGUUAAUUUAAUUAAAUUUAACAAACAUGUAUCAUCAGCAGGCUCCAUUAGGUUUCAUACGUCAUAAGAUUAAAUUUUAUUUAUAGGGAAGUGGUUUUGAAAUUUUAAAAAAGAUUAAAAUCUUAAUAAAUUUACAGAGAUUUCAUGAUAUUCAAAGCUUAAAAUGGUGUCUGUUGAGGCUUGAAUGCUUUUUCUGCAAGCGGAAUUUAACAUUACUUUUAAUAAAAUUACAAAUUAAGAAAAGAUAUAUUAGUCAAACCGAUCUAAUAAAUUCAAAAUGCAUCUUAUGAAAUGAUCUAAUGUAUGCUUUUUUAUAUUAUUUUAGGAUUUAUAUACAUAUAAUGUUUUGGUAUAAUUAUGAGAAUAAUAAAAUGGCAAGGAGAAUUGA